Molecule: messenger RNA, 1832 nt
Organism: Carcharodon carcharias (great white shark)
Lineage: Eukaryota; Metazoa; Chordata; Chondrichthyes; Lamniformes; Lamnidae
Product: phosphoserine aminotransferase-like
Exons: 9
Coding region: 94-1209 (371 amino acids)
Biological process (GO): L-serine biosynthetic process
Cellular component (GO): cytoplasm
Molecular function (GO): pyridoxal phosphate binding; O-phospho-L-serine:2-oxoglutarate transaminase activity
Source: RefSeq, a predicted model, not a curated record
AGAAGCGUAAGCAAUGUAUCGGCGCAGUCUGGAGGAGGAUUGCAGUUAAAGUGAAGGGAGAGCAAGAGUUUGUGCAAAAAUACACAAUCCGAAAUGGAAAGUGGUAGGAAGCGACUUAUCAACUUCGGUGCUGGUCCUUCCAAGCUCCCGCUACCGGCCUUGCUUCAAGCACAGAAAGAGCUGUUGGAUUACAAGGGACUUGGAAUUAGUGUUCUAGAAAUGAGCCACAGAUCUUCAGACUUCGUCAAAAUUCUCAAUGCAACAGAAAACGACCUGCGAGAGUUGCUAAAUAUCCCAGAAAACUACAAAGUGAUUUUUCUCCAAGGAGGUGGAACUGGUCAGUUCAGUGCUGUCCCUCUAAAUCUUAUUGGAUUAAAAGAAGAGCGAUGUGCUGAUUAUGUGGUUACUGGAUCCUGGUCUGCUAAUGCAGCCAAAGAGGCAGCAAAAUAUGGAAAAGUGAACAUUGUCCACCCCAAGCUUGAUGCUUACAUAAAAAUCCCAAAUCCAAGUAACUGGAAUUUGAACCCAAAUGCCUCUUAUGUUUACUAUUGCGCCAAUGAGACGGUACACGGUGUGGAAUUCCCCUUUAUUCCAGACACAAAAGGAAAUGUGCUGGUCUGUGACAUGUCGUCAAGUUUUCUUUCAAAGCCGGUGGAUGUCUCCAAGUUUGGUUUGAUUUUUGCUGGUGCUCAGAAGAAUGUUGGUUGUGCUGGAGUGACUGUGGUAAUAAUCAGAGAGGAUCUUUUGGGAUUUGCACUGAAGGAAUGUCCAAUAGUUUUUGACUAUAAAGUACAAGGGAAUAGCAGUUCUCUCUACAAUACUCCACCAACCUACAGCAUUUACAUUAUGGGUUUGGUCUUGCAAUGGAUUAAGAAGUGCGGUGGUGCUCAAGCGAUGGAUCGAAACAGUGUUGCUAAAUCCAAGCUGAUUUAUGAUGUAAUUGAUGGAUCCAGUGGAUUCUAUGUGUGUCCAGCUGCUUCAAUCUGUAGAAGCAGAAUGAAUAUUCCAUUCCACGUUGGAAAUGCUAAUGGAGACAGUGCUCUUGAAACGGAGUUUCUCGAUGAAGCUGCCAAACAUAACAUGAUAUCAUUAAAAGGCCACAGGUCGGUUGGUGGAAUUCGUGUUUCCCUCUAUAAUGCUGUGACAGUGGAAGAAGCUCAAAAAUUGGCAGAGUUCAUGAUCAACUUUAUGAAGGAACAUCUUGUGUAAACAUUUCAGUUUUGGUUUUAACACUGCAUCUUAUUUCUACAAUGUAAACCCCUGGGUUUUCAGGAAAUGUUCAGCAGGUCUGGCAGCAUCUGUGGAGAGAGAAAUGGAGUUAACAUUCCUGACGUAAGAUCAUUGACCUUAAACGGUCUCGUGCUUGCCAAACCUGCUGAACAUUUCCGGCAUCUGCAGCAUUUUGCCUUUGCUCUAACAUUUUGUGUACUGUUGGUUAUAUACAUGUAAGAUUUAAUUAGUGUUGGUAGUAUCAGAAACUUUCAAAAAUGCAAAUCUUAAUACACCAAACUAGGUAUAAACUAAGUUAGUGGAGGAACUACCAAUGCAAUAUUAAAGAAUCAGAAUCUUAAUCUAAAGCUUUUCUUUGUCUCACCUUUCAAUUCAGACUUGCCCUGUAAAGCUAGCCUUCUAACUGACUAAAUUGUGGCUAUGAAGCUCUUUGCAGGGAAAAUGCAAUGUAAUAGGGUGAUGGUUAAAUAAAACCUGAAUAUGGACCAUAAUGUUACAUAAUGUCAUUUAUUUUUACAUGGUAGAGCUGAUCAGAUAUCCAGGCAGUGUGUGGACCACAUUCAAUACAUGUUGAAUUAGAAAUAAAGCUGAAACAUAUGGCA